GUCAGUCGUAAAUUCUCCGUUCUCUUCGAACUUCAAUCACAUAAUUAGAAAAAGUCUAUAGUCAUUGACCCGAGGGCCAAGAGCAAAGUGAAGAACGAAAAGACUAAAAAACCACCGGAGACAUCUAAUUAUGCAAAUGCCGGUGGCUGUUGGUGUUUUGUGGCUACUUCAGCUGUUUCUGCUGAUGGGCUCGUUGGAUGGAGCUAGUUUCGCCAGGGGAGAGGAGCAACUGGAGGCUCUUCUGGACACCGAAACACAGCUCAUCGAUCAGUUGCGUGACUAUAUCGAUCGCUUGGAGCUUCAACUGGAGGAGAUCCAGAGGGAGACCUCUGCCAUCGAGGAGAUACACAGUCAGGUGGAUAAUGUGGAGGACUACAUGGGUAAUCCCCUUAAUGUGCUAACUAUCCUAAAGCGAUUCGAUAGUGUGUGGCCAACUUUGGAACAGCAUGCUAAUGCUACUCAUCAGUUGAAUUCGGGAGAGGGUUUCUUAGAUAGUGACUUAAUCUUGCCCACCGAAGAGGACUACGAGGAAUCCCUCAGCCACCUGCUACAUCUCCAGUCGGUCUACGACCUGGAACCCGCCAGCCUUUCGUUGGGCGUCGUCAAUGGAUGGAAGUUGGGCUCUGCCAUGUCCUGGGGCGACUGCCUGGAAGUGGCUCGCAAGUCGGACUUUUCCGUGGCUAGAUUUUGGUUAGAAACAGCUUUGGAAAAGCUGCCCUCUGCCUCCGAAAACUCCACAGAAUCACACAGGGAACGUGAAAGUGGUCGAGUGCAAAUCCUAGAGGCAACACUCAACAUUGAAUACCGCGCUGGGGAACUUUCACGAGCCUUGGCAACUGUCGACGAGCUUCUGUUGUUGCUGCCAAUGAACCAGAACCUUCAAAAGGCCAAGAAAAAGAUUGAAAAAGCCUUGGCCAAAAAGGAAUUGCCCAAGGCCAAGGGCCAAAAGUCGAAGACAAAGACACAAAAAUCCAAAUCCACGGAGGAGCGGCUCAUAGAGGAGCUCUGCCGCGAUGCGACCCAUGAAACUACUACAGGAAGUCGUUUCGACCAGUGUCAAUUAGACGGCAGUGCCCCCUGGUUCAUCCUUCAACCUGCUAGAUUGGAGUUACUAAGCGCAGACCCAUAUUUAGAACUGCAUCACGAUGUUCUGACUCCAAAGCAAACCGAUGAGUUGCUGGAACUUAUAGAUGAGGAGGAGGGUUCGAAAGGAGUUACCUAUCAACCAAUGAAGUUAUCCAAAAUGGCGCAAAAGAAGUUGAGGAGGAUUCACCAUCUCCUGGGUUACGAGGCUGGGGACCAGGAUCCAUGGAUGGCACGUCGUCAUGGCCACGAGCACACCACCAAAUUGGAGGAUAAUUCGGAACUUAAACAUGUGGCACGUGCCAUGCUCAGUUUGCAGUCACCCGGAAUCGGUGGGGCCGUGGUUUUUCCGCAGCUUGAGCUCGCCGUGAAUGUCCCCCGAGGUUCGCUGCUCCACUGGCACACGCGCUCCGCCGGAGGCUCUUCGUCCGAGUGGGACUACCGCAGUGGCCAGGCCGUUUGUCCCGUGCUCCUGGGCGUCCAAUUGUCUGCGUGGACAGGACUCAAUUGACAUGAACGGUGAAACUGAUGAGUUUCCAUGGUUUUCC
Messenger RNA from Drosophila rhopaloa, 1631 nucleotides. Its product is annotated as prolyl 4-hydroxylase subunit alpha-1. Gene Ontology annotation, cellular component: endoplasmic reticulum. The transcript is spliced from 6 exons. The coding region runs from base 131 to 1594 and encodes 487 amino acids. Gene Ontology annotation, molecular function: procollagen-proline 4-dioxygenase activity; protein binding. Lineage: Eukaryota; Metazoa; Arthropoda; Insecta; Diptera; Drosophilidae. The record is from RefSeq and is a predicted model, not a curated record.